GAAUCACAAACUCGCAUUAUUUUAAAAGGAUAGAGGAGACAAAACGGUGAACGAAGAGAUAGAAACCCAUAGAACCCAGAAUUUUUAUUUCAUUGACCACAAUUCUGAUUUCGGAUUCUGUUGUCGCCUGCGGAAGCAAGUAAAUAGGAAAAUUCACUACAAAUCUGUUGCAAAUCUCGUAAGCAAUAAUGAGGAGCGGUAUCGUUGCUGUGGCUGUUCUUCUCUGUCUCUGGUACGGAGUGGACGCCAGACUGUUCAACAGGCACGAAUGCAAGUGGGAGUUCCAUAUGGACAAGACCUACAGACCUCCUCGAAAGAUGCCGCUGUGCUGCAGAGAAGUGGGAAAUUGCAUCUGCACCUCGCCGGACCUUUUUGCCUUCCCGUCUGACAGACCUUUCCCUAGAUGUCGCAUCGGCCAAGACAAGAAGAUCGAAGUCGUUCAACACUGUGACAAAAUGUGGGCCGGAGACGGUUUCUGCUGCCUUAAAACCGACGAUUGCGAGUGUCUGAAGAAUGUCCAAAGAAUAUGCGGCAUUGCGGCAGAGAGGAUAUCAGGCCCAGAAACCGCAACAGCCGACCCUGGUCAAACAACGACUGAUGGGAACGGAGUUGAGGUUUUGGGGGUCACGAAUAUUAAACCACCAACCUUACCAAAUGGAGUGCCAGACAUUUUCAAAAAACGGGCGAAAGAUUGCGUGAUCACCGUUAUCUUUUACGGUAACAGGACGGGCCUCUGCUGUCAAAAACACGCAUUUUGUGAAUGCAAGAAAACAAAAAAGGGGCGAAUGGCCAUCUGCAAUGGGUACCUGGACUUCCUGUAAACUCCUAUUGAAGUCAGAAGUUCUGGAGUGUUAAGCAAAGGUCUCCGAAAGCGAAUCACCGAAAACCAUUUGACACACACACAUCAGUUUUUGAUUAUUCAUUAAUUGGACCGUUUGAUGGAUGCAUGGUAAAAAAGACGAUACAAGAGCAAAAGGGAGUACUUGAAUUAAUAGUUAAAAAUGUUGCAAGGACACAUUAUCCACUUCCAAGGUACUUCAAUUCUGGAUCUUUCAAACAAUAUAAGCCUACCAACAUUUAAGGUGGAUGUGAUCUCACACUUUGACAAAAUGCUACUAGUACACUUAACCGACGUAUGUAUAGAUUAAAUAUGAGAUUUCAAGACAAUUUCUGUAGGAUUUCUUCCGGGAAUGGGAUAUGUUCUUUUCUUGUUUUAAGGUUAAGUUUGACAAUUUAUUCAAAGUGAUAUGUUACAUGUACGACUCAAACCGCUACCUCAUUAUUUCUGAUUUAUGGUACCAAAGGUGAACGUAUUAAUCUUGCCUGAGUAAAAAGGCAUAUAGUUGUUAAGCCAAAUGUUGGAGCGAAAUCGGGUUGCAACAAUAUUAUUCAGAGGAAAUCGCUUUUAUUGACUCAUUAACAAAUUUGAAUUCCACUCCGAAUAUGCUAUUGACGGUAACACCAGUUCAUUCAAAGAUUUAUUGAAGGUAGUAAAGGAUGUAAUGUAUGGCAGAAACUGCCUCAUUAAAAUGGAUUUUUCAUCAUUGCUGCUUUAUCAUGACAUACGUACCUCUUCAUUUUUCAUUUUUAUUACUUCAGUUUAAACAAAACACUGUUAGUGCAUUUUUGUAAUCUUAAAUUUAAACUUUUUAUUUAUUUAUUGCAUUCUGACGAUUUUUUAUAUUCAUCGUGAACCUUCUGUCAUGACUGAAUUUCAACAUGAUGCUUAUCGAUCCCACAGCACGCGUGGCCUUGAUACAAUGUAUGACAAUAACCGCUGUCUGUACCAUUAAGUAAUUGUGUGCAACUCAAUGUAUUAGCCUUUAUGGUGUGACACAGUGUAGUUUAUUAUGGCAUGGGGAGUACAUACUACUUGAGAGCUGAAAGCCCUUGUGUUGAUUAAAAGACUGUGUAUACACUGAAAUUCACAGACAAAACUCCUACGUACCUUGUAGGUAAA
This is a messenger RNA of Lingula anatina, 1960 nucleotides long. RefSeq lists its product as uncharacterized. The record is from RefSeq and is a predicted model, not a curated record. Lineage: Eukaryota; Metazoa; Brachiopoda; Lingulata; Lingulida; Lingulidae.